UUCUAUUCACCAGAAUAUUAGAGACAAAUACACCAUUAUUCAGUCCAGGACUUUUUAAACAAAAUGGCGGGAAAUGAUGUCUUCUCCAAAGAGGUUGAGGAACAUUUAACAGAAAUUAUACAGAAAACUCACCCCAAAGUUGAUCCCAGUGUAUGCUACCGAGAGUUCAUUGAGACAAUAACAACACCCCCUGCAUAUACUGUUGUGAGAGUGAACACGAUGAAACAAAGUAGAGAGGACACAAUGAAGCAAUUGCAAAGAGAACUAGAUAAACAAUGCCGAGAGAGGGAAAGAGAGCUAUCUAUUGUAGAACCCCAUCUGGUCCUGCCUGAUGCUUUGGUUGUUAAGCAUAGGAAACCAAACCAUGAAAUUCCAAAGCACCCCCUGGAAGUGAUUGUUGAUGUAUUCUGUGGUAUGUCUGUUAUGAGAGGAGCUGACAUCUAUUGUCAAGGAAUAAUGGGAGCGCCACCUAUUAUGAAACCUGGAGAUCUGGUAUCUGUAUUUGUCGACCUGGAUGGAAAGUGCUUGAAAGGAUUACCAAAGUCUUUUGAUGGUGCUCGAUAUUUUCUUGGCAAUGGAAAAGCAAUAGUUAGUCGCCAGGAUUUAUUUUGCUUUGAAGAUGAGGCUCCCGAUGGGGUUGGCAUCAAAAUGAUGGACACGAUUUAUGAGGCUCCAUCAUUGAACAACUUACUCCCACAGUUGAUAUUCGCUCAAAAUUUACCAUCCAUUGUGUGUUCUCAUGUGUUGGACCCAAAACCUGGUGAAUACAUCUUGGACAUGUGUGCUAGCCCUGGAGGUAAAACAACUCACUUAGGAACGUUGAUGAACAAUACAGGAAAAGUCAUUGCGUUUGACAAGGGACCAUCAAAAAUUGCUAAGAUUGAGUCAAAUGUGAAAAUGUGGGAUUUAACGAUUAUUGAGCCCUAUGCAUUUAAUGCAUGCAAUGCAUUUGACCCCACUGCUCCUCCCUCAGGACCCCCUCCCUACCCAGAGGCUACCUUCGACAAGGUCUUACUGGAUGGACCAUGUAGUGCUCUUGGGCAGCGACCUUUGCUCAAAAAUAAAUCAUCUUUGAAACAAAUCAAGUCCAAUCCUCCAUUACAGAAGAGGAUAUUUGACAAUGCUGUGAAACUCCUUAAACCAGGUGGUACUCUAGUGUACAGUACAUGUACUAUCACACUUGAGGAGAAUGAAGGGAUUGUAUGCUGGGCCCUGGAUAAGUAUCCAUGUCUCAGUCUUGAGGAUCAGUUUCCGCAUAUAGGUGGCUCUGGUCGCAAAGGGACCAAUUUGAAUGACACACAACUGGCGAAACUUCAAGUUUUUGACAUGUUUUCAAAAGAUGAGGGUUCCUAUGAUAAUGACACAAUUGGAUUCUUUAUUGCAAAGUUUAAGAAAAUUGUUUAGCAGUAAAUACAUAAAGUGCUCCUAAAAAUGAAAUAAAUAGUUUUUAUGUCACAACCAGAAGUGGUGACGUAUUGUUACAGUCUCCAACUUUUUGUGGAUGGUGUUGCAGUUGGUGUUCCAUGCUUGAUAUUCGGUGGUAUGUGUUUGGCAGUUGGUGUUUUGCAUUGAGCAUCUGUAACAAAUGGCAGGUGGUGACAUUUUGCAUGUUAAUACC
Owenia fusiformis is the source of this 1618-nucleotide messenger RNA. The record is from the annotation of a GenBank genome assembly. Lineage: Eukaryota; Metazoa; Annelida; Polychaeta; Sabellida; Oweniidae.